UUGGCCAGUGUGUAGUUACUAAUACCAUAAUGGAGCCUGUUCAGUGUCUGUUUGGUGUGGUGGUUCUGCUUGUUGGUUUGGCUUGUGAAGUUACUGCCCUGCCUCACUGGACGCUACCUCCGAUGAAACCUCCUCUUCCUUCGCAGCAACUGUCAAACUUUCCUCCACCUGCAGUUCCCUCUGAUAAGUGCCAGGUGGAGGAGGAUGAGAAAAUCCAGUGUGGGACCCAAGAUAUCACCGCUGAGCAGUGUGAAAACAUAAACUGCUGCUUUGUAGGGCGGCACUGCUACUAUGGGAAAGCAGUGACUGUGCAGUGUACCAGGGAUGGCCAGUUUGUGGUGGUCGUGGCUCGAGAUGCCACGGUGCCCCACAUAGAUGUGGGUUCAGUCAGCCUGCUAGAAACGAACGACAACUCCUGUGCUGCUGCUGAUGCCACCUCUGCUUUUACAAUCUUUCAGUUCCCUGUCACGGCAUGUGGCACUACAAUCAAGGAGGAAGAGGAUUAUGUGGUAUAUGAGAACCACAUGUCUUCCUCAUAUGAAGUGGGAAUUGGACCCAGAGGUUCAAUCACAAGAGACAGCCAUUUUGAGCUAUUGUUCCAGUGUCGGUAUUCUGGCAGAGCUGUGGAGGCUCUCAUCAUGGAGGUGAAGGAUGUUCCUCCUCCUAUGCUGGUCGCCGCUGCAGGACCCCUCAGGGUGGAGCUGAAACUGGGCAACGGACAGUGUCACACAAAGGGAUGUGUGGCGGAAAAGGCAGCGUAUAACUCCUUCUACACUCCAGAAGACUACCCAAUCACCAAAGUGCUGAGGGAACCCAUCUACGUUGAGGUGAAAGCCCUGGAUAGGUCUGACCCAAAAAUCAUCCUGAACCUGGAGCACUGCUGGGCCACAUCCACCCCUAAUCCUUACAGCCUGCCACAGUGGGACCUUCUGGUUGAUGGGUGUUCCUACAAUGAUGACCGCUACUUAACCACUGUUGUGCCAGUGGACGGCUCCUCAGGGCUUCGUUAUCCAACGCACUACAAGCGUUUCAUCAUUAAAAUGUUCACGUUUGUGGAUCAAAACACCUUUACUACUCAGAAAGAUGCGAUUUUCAUCCAUUGUGCUACGGCAGUGUGUUAUACCAGCAGCACAAACUCUUGUGAACAGCCAUGUCGCCGGCAACGAAGAGCUGCAGUGAGGAAAGUUUCCUCAAGUCAGAGGGCUCUAGUCUCGAGCAAAGAGGUGAUCCUGACUGAGCAGAGGCUUACAUUUGCUUCCAGUGCCAACUUAAAGAGAUGACUAUACACUGGCAGCCAUAUCUGGCUAUGACUUUUAAUAAAAGCCCCUGCUUACA
Micropterus dolomieu (smallmouth bass) is the source of this 1335-nucleotide messenger RNA. Its product is annotated as zona pellucida sperm-binding protein 4-like. Gene Ontology annotation, cellular component: egg coat. Gene Ontology annotation, biological process: prevention of polyspermy; binding of sperm to zona pellucida. Lineage: Eukaryota; Metazoa; Chordata; Actinopteri; Centrarchiformes; Centrarchidae. The record is from RefSeq and is a predicted model, not a curated record. Gene Ontology annotation, molecular function: structural constituent of egg coat; acrosin binding. Bases 30 to 1280 code for a protein of 416 amino acids. The transcript is spliced from 8 exons.